Molecule: messenger RNA, 459 nt
Organism: Trichobilharzia regenti
Lineage: Eukaryota; Metazoa; Platyhelminthes; Trematoda; Strigeidida; Schistosomatidae
Source: the annotation of a GenBank genome assembly
AUGAUGACAGAUUUAGUUGCGUCCUGUGUCCUUCCGAAAAUUAAGAGUCAGGAACUACGAAAACCGGUUCCAAACUACACCACUUCGUUAAUAAUCGACACAGUACUCAUGACUCUGAUGACAGUCGGGUUGGUCGUGUUGUUUACCACUGAACCUAAUAUUUCUGAACUUUUCACGACGAAUUUCUAUGUUGUUUAUAUCAUUAUAUCGGUUGUUGCCAUCCUAAUACUUCUACUAAUAUUCCUUGGGGUGAUUCGUUCAAAUUUUUACGGUGUUCGUGUAUUAAUUUGGAUUAUAGUCAUAUUAUGCUAUCGCUAUGAGGAUUUGCUUUCACUUAAUCCAAGAACAAAAACGCGUAUUCUGCGUACUCUCAUUAGUUUUGAUCGCAAUACUCAUACUCACCAUGAUGUUUAUUUGUGUCAAUAUGCGAAGAUGGAUAACGUGGUGGUUCCCGCCUAA